Molecule: messenger RNA, 3940 nt
Organism: Cricetulus griseus (Chinese hamster)
Lineage: Eukaryota; Metazoa; Chordata; Mammalia; Rodentia; Cricetidae
Source: RefSeq, a predicted model, not a curated record
CCGUUCCUGUGGCCUCACCUCUGACCCCUAGGACCUGCCUUCCCGUCCUCCAGUGUAUCUGUCUCGACCGUUCCCACGCCUCCAAACCCUACCCUGCCCUGCCCUGCCCUGGACAAGCCAGUCAGUGCGAGGGUCCUGGCGAAUCAAGGAGCUGCUUGCUGCUUCCAAGCGGGAUUCUACUGGCCCAGCCUUCCUAGGGGUGCUUAGGACACCCGUUACCCACAUCUUUGAGGGUAGCUUUUGCACGGGCUCCAGUGUCUACAGGGCGGGAGGAUGGAAACAUCAAGGUUGGAACUGAGGUUCAGGGCAGGUGAGCAAGUGGCUUUGGCCAGGUACAGGCCAUGUUUUCUGGUUCUCAAUAAUAGGCAUAGUAUAGGCAGGGGGUGGCAACAACAGAAACAGCUUUUCAAACAACGGCAUGAUUCUAGUCAGUGCUUGUGAAGACAAAGGGGUAAAGAAAGGAAGCCACCAUUUACACUUAGAACUGGGUUCUUCCUGCCCUGGGCUGCACAGUACAAAGACAAUCUAGGGAAUUUUAAAAAUGGCCCCCUUCAUAGAGUUGGUGGCAGCCAUCUGACCUCCAGUCCCUGCUCUUAGAAGGGUGAGAACCUAAUGUUUCCCAACUCAGCUACGGAAGCCAUUGAGCAUUUGAUUUGGCAACAGCUGCGUUGUAGUAAAAUGGGCUCUUUUAGGUUACUCAUAACCCUUGGGUGUCUAGGGACAGAGUUCUGCUUUCUCUUGAUCUUGCUGGAAGGCUACUUUCAUGUUUUCUAAGAAAAGGAAUAUUUUGCUUCAUAGAGUACUAAAAGCAUUUCUCAUUCAUCCAGAGAUACCCAAAAACAGUGUUGCAUGUUUCUCCCCCCUCCUCCCUACACUACCUUUCGUUUUUUCCCCAGCUCUCAGGGCCUGUGUGGGGCAAGAGGAUGCUUUCCCAGCCCCACCAUGGAGCUGCGCUGUGGGGGAUUGCUGUUCAGUUCUCGCUUUGAUUCAGGGAACCUAGCCCAUGUGGAAAAGGUGGAAACUGUGCCUAUUGAUGGAGAAGGAGUAGGAGGGGGGGCAUCAGCCCCCACUAGUAGCGUUGCUUCUUCCCCUGACUACGAGUUCAACGUGUGGACCCGGCCAGACUGUGCUGAAACAGAAUUUGAGAACGGAAACAGGUCAUGGUUCUACUUCAGUGUCCGGGGAGGAACGCCAGGAAAACUUAUCAAGAUCAACAUUAUGAACAUGAACAAGCAAAGCAAGCUAUAUUCUCAGGGCAUGGCCCCCUUUGUGCGCACAUUGCCUUCUCGGCCACGCUGGGAACGCAUUAGAGACCGGCCCACCUUUGAGCUGGGGUCCAAGAUGAGCCCCUACUUCAGCAAGCCUGAAGAAGCUGGCUAUCAUAUGGAAAGUAUCAGAGGGAGGGAGUUGGUAAAGAUGACAGAGACACAGUUUGUGCUAUCCUUUGUUCACCGUUUCGUAGAGGGCCGGGGAGCCACCACCUUCUUCGCCUUCUGCUACCCCUUCUCCUACAGUGACUGCCAGGAUUUGCUAAACCAGCUAGACCAGCGCUUUCCAGAAAAUCACUCUACCCAUAGCAGUGCUCUGGAUAGCAUUUAUUACCACCGGGAGCUUCUCUGCUAUUCUCUGGAUGGACUUCGGGUAGAUCUACUAACAGUCACUUCCUGCCAUGGGCUUCGAGAAGAUCGGGAGCCCCGUCUAGAGCAGCUGUUUCCUGAUCUUAGCACUCCCCGACCAUUCCGUUUCACAGGCAAAAGGAUAUUCUUCUUAAGCAGCAGGGUACACCCUGGAGAGACUCCAUCUAGCUUUGUCUUCAAUGGCUUUUUGGACUUCAUCCUUCGACCUGAUGACCCCCGGGCACAAACCCUACGUCGACUCUUUGUCUUUAAGUUGAUUCCCAUGUUAAACCCUGAUGGUGUGGUUCGGGGCCACUACCGCACAGACUCACGUGGAGUGAAUCUGAACCGUCAGUACCUGAAGCCUGAUGCCAUUCUGCACCCAGCCAUCUAUGGCGCUAAAGCCGUGCUUCUCUACCAUCAUGUGCACUCCCGUCUCAACGCCAAGAGUCCCUGUAUCCAGCAGCCCAGUCUCCAUUUCCCUCCUGAGACUGCUCUUUCUGACCUCGAGAAAGCCAAUAACCUCCACAAUGAAGCUCACCUUGGGCAGUCACCUGAUGGAGAAAGCCUUGAGACCUGGACUGAGACAGAGUUAGCAGAAGACAAGACUGACACUGUGUGGAUUCUGUCACAACGGUCACCUGAACUGGAAGAGCCAGCCCCUGAAACCAUCCCCCCGAAAGAGAGUGGUGUUGCUUACUAUGUGGACUUGCAUGGACAUGCUUCCAAAAGGGGCUGUUUCAUGUAUGGAAACAGCUUUAAUGACGAGAGCACCCAGGUGGAAAACAUGCUAUAUCCAAAGCUCAUAUCCUUGAAUUCAGCCCACUUUGACUUCCAGGGCUGCAAUUUCUCAGAGAAGAACAUGUAUGCCCGAGACCGUAGAGAUGGCCAGUCCAAAGAGGGAAGCGGCCGUGUUGCAAUCUACAAAGCCUCAGGGAUAAUACACAGCUACACACUUGAAUGCAACUACAACACUGGGCGCUCAGUGAACAGCAUCCCAGCUGCCUGCCAUGACAAUGGGCGUGCCAGCCCCCCUCCCCCGCCGGCUUUCCCCUCCAGAUACACUGUGGAGCUAUUUGAGCAGGUGGGACGAGCUAUGGCCAUCGCAGCUCUGGAUAUGGCAGAAUGUAAUCCGUGGCCCCGAAUUGUGCUGUCAGAACACAACAGCCUCACUAACCUGCGGGCCUGGAUGCUAAAGCAUGUGCGCAACAGCAGAGGUCUGACCAGUACUGUGAACAUGGCUGCGAGCAAGAAGAGAGCAUCUCGAACCCCUCCCAAAAGUAACAAUGGACUGCCCAUUUCCUGCUCUGAAAAUGCCUUGAGCCGGGCUCGAAGUUUUAGCACUGGCACAAGUGGUGGUGGUAGCAGCAGCAGCCAACAAAAUUCUCCACAGAUGAAGAACUCUCCCAGCUUUCCUUUUCAUGGCAGUCGGCCUGGAGGGCUGCCAGGCCUGGGCUCUAGCACCCAAAAGGUCAGCCAUCGGGUGCUAGGCCCUGUCAGAGAGCCUCGAUGCCAAGACAGAAGACGGCGGCAGCAGCCACUGAACCACCGCCCUACCACAGGCAGCCUGGCCCCAUCCCCAACUCUUGGUAGUUCUGGCCCAGCCUCCUCACGAAACCUGGGCUCCUGCCUACUGCCCAAUUCACUGAGCUUAUCAGGGAGCAGCUGCUCAUUCUCUUCUUCAGGGGACAAGCCAGAGGCUGUCAUGGUGAUUGGGAAAAGUCUGCUAGGGGCUGGUGCUCGGAUCCCCUGCAUUAGGACUCGUUUGCAGACUUGCCCGAGGAGAGUUUCCGCCAGGAGGGGUCCCGGAUUCCCCAGGCUAGGCCCAGGUUGGGCCGGAGCUCACCGCCGACUCGCAGAGGGAUGAGAGGCUCUUCAAGCCCCACAUCCCCUAUCCCCCAGACCAGAGAAAGCAGUGAGCUGGAGCCGGGACCCCACUCUGCUACACCAGGGGUCUGACAAUGUCUUUACCUCCACGCCCAGGAUAGAGCCCUAAGGUGUGGGAACACAGUGAAACCAUAUGUUAGUCCCGACGUCCAGCUGCUGAUAUCAUGUGACAACCAUAACUCCUUGGGAUGUGGGCCACACUGUCCGAGGCCUUGCAGAACACCACCUUGAGACAGAACAAAGCAGGGACCUGCCACCCCUUCCUCCCUCCACAGCACAAGAUUUUGGGACCACAAAAAAUAUAUAUCUAUAUUUUUAUAUUGGGGGGAGGGAGUAGAAAAGAAAGCAGCCCCUAUACUGGGCCCUAUUCAGUGGCAGCUUCUUGUUCCAUAGGGUUAAGGAAGACUUUGAGGAAAUAAAAGUUGUUUGGAAAAAUC